AUGGCAUUAAACCGAUUUAAUUUUACUUACGAAUGUGUUUACAACUUGAUUGAACAAGGAGUUGUCGAAGAUAUUAAUACAGUGGUUCCACUUAUGGGUGGUUUAAGGCUGCUUCAUAUAGCAACUUUUAAUAAUGACAAAAAAUUGGUGGAUUAUCUGCUCCGCAAAAAAGCUGAUGUACAUGAAAAAAGUCCAUACUGGGGUACAGCUCUUCAUACUGCUGUUAUAAUGGAGAACCUGGCUAUAACUGAAAGUCUAAUAAACUAUGGAGCAGACGUUAAUACUCCACUACUUGUGCAGUCUAAUUGGACCCCCUUCCGGUACAAAUUUUAUCAAAAUGAUGUAGAAAGUGCUGAGCUUUUAUUGGAAAGAUAUGACAAUGUGAAUACGAUCUUGAAUCAGUAUAAAUCGUUUGGUGCCAAAACACCAUUGGAAAUCGCUAUUGAUCAAAGUAAAGAAGAAAUGGUAGAGCUACUUUUGAAAGGUAAUGCUGAUCCGAAUCGUAGUACUCAUUUUUGUGAAACACCACUAAUCUGUGCCAUUAGUAAAAGAAACUUACCGAUUAUAAAGCUUCUUCUAGCAUACGGUGCAGAUGUUAAUCAUGCAAGUGGUUCUUAUUGUUUAAAAGGAAGUCCUCUAUAUUCUGCUGUCCGAUACCGAAACUCGGGAGCAUUAGAAUUGAUCUUAAAUGAUAGUACGGUUGAUAUAAAUAUAGUGACAGCGGAUAAAUGUUCAGUGCUUCAUUACGCAGUUGCCUUGAACGAUGACAAUAUCAUAAGACAACUUCUUAAUGCUGGUGUUGAUAUUAAUUUAAAAAACGAUGAUGGUGACACAGCAUUUACUGUGAAACGAAUUUUCCCACGAAAAAUUAAUGACACAAUUACCGAGCAUAUUGCGAAAUUCAGUGCGGCGAAUUUUUUUGUUAGUGAAGAAAAUUUAGCAGUCGUAAAUCGUGAAAAAUUCGGAAAAUUACGCGACCAGUGUUUAAGCGAAAUUGGAAAAAUGAAGAUAACAUAUGUUGGUAUGAGUAAUGUAACAUUUUAUAAUGUUUUGUGUAAUAGUGAACACAAAUUAGCUUGUUGA
Microplitis mediator is the source of this 1083-nucleotide messenger RNA. RefSeq names its product putative ankyrin repeat protein RF_0381. Lineage: Eukaryota; Metazoa; Arthropoda; Insecta; Hymenoptera; Braconidae. The record is from RefSeq and is a predicted model, not a curated record. Gene Ontology annotation, molecular function: protein binding. The transcript has 2 exons. The coding region runs from base 1 to 1083 and encodes 360 amino acids.